Molecule: messenger RNA, 3841 nt
Organism: Notothenia coriiceps (black rockcod)
Lineage: Eukaryota; Metazoa; Chordata; Actinopteri; Perciformes; Nototheniidae
Exons: 14
Coding region: 1-3195 (1064 amino acids)
Biological process (GO): tissue development; animal organ morphogenesis
Molecular function (GO): protein binding
Source: RefSeq, a predicted model, not a curated record
AUGGCUGGAACUCCCUCUCCAUGUGAACCCAACGAGUUCAAAUGUAAGAACGGCCGCUGCGCCCUGAAGCUGUGGCGCUGCGACGGAGACAACGACUGUGAGGACAACUCCGACGAGACAGACUGCCCCACGAAGGGCCCCGGGGACCGCUGUGCUCCGGAGCAGUUUGAGUGUCUGAGCGACCGGACCUGCAUCCCGGCCAGCUAUCAGUGCGACGACGAGCCGGACUGCCCCGACCGGUCGGACGAAUUCGGCUGCACCCCUCCCUCUGUGACCAGCCCGCCGGAGGAGUCCAUUGAGGUGGCACGGGGGGGGACGGUGACGUUCACCUGUCAGGCUGUGGGAGUGCCCACCCCCAUCAUCACCUGGAGACUCAACUGGGGCCACAUCCCCCUCAGCGGCAGGAUCUCGAUGACCAAUGAGAACGGACAAGGCACGCUGACGAUCCGCGACGUGAAGGAGGCGGAUCAGGGCGCCUACACCUGCGAGGCCAUCAACGCCAAAGGACUCGUGUUCGGGAUCCCCGACGGCGUGCUGACGCUCACCUCCUCUCCUAACCCAGGGAACUGUCCCUCGGGUCACUUCAGCAUUCAGGGUCGCUGUGUUUCCUGUUUCUGUGCCGGACUCUCCAAGAACUGCAAAGGCACCGGACGCUACCGGAACCAGAUCAGCCUGCGCUUCACCGAGGAGGAGGACUUCAAAGGUGCCGUGCGGGGGUCCGAGCAGCAGUUCUCCCUCUCUAACAGCAGGAACUCUGACACCAUCACAGAGGGGAUCUCUCAGAGAGGAUCGGAGGUCUCGUACCGAGCCUUCAGCAGUCUCCCCAACGACGUGUACUACUGGCUGCUGCCCCCCAGCUUCAGGGGGGACAAGGUCACGGCGUACGGAGGCUCUCUAAGUUACACACUUCGCUUCGAGCCUCUUCAGCGCUCUCUGGCCAUCGACGGGCAGCCGGACGUGGUGCUGCAGGGCAGCGGCAUCUUCCUGGAGCAUUUCUCCAAGACCAGACCCCAACCCAGGACCCCCAGCAGCGUCUCCGUCACCUUCAGAGAGUCGUCAUGGCGACGCGCUGACGGACAGCCCUGCACUCGGGAACAUCUUCUGAUGGCGCUGGCCGACGUCUCCGUCUUCAUGAUCCGAGCCUCGUACUCCGACCUGAUGGCAGAGAGCAGUAUCUCGGACAUCAAGAUGGACGUGGCGGUCCCUCACUCCACAGGGAACGAGAGAGCUCUGGAGGUGGAGGAGUGCUCGUGUCCUCAGGGGUACACCGGACCCUCCUGCCAGGAGUGUGAUGUGGGCUACACUCGCUCCAGCUCCGGUCUCUACCUGGGAACCUGCGACAGGUGUGACUGCAACGGACACGCUAACGGCUGCGACUCGGAGACGGGUCGCUGUCUGCAGUGUCUCCAUAACACCGUGGGGCCCAGGUGUGAGCGCUGUCAGACUGGUUUCUAUGGCAACCCGGUGACGGGCGGUGCUCAGGCCUGUCAGCCGUGUCCGUGUCCUGGAACAGCUUCGAGCAACCAAUUCUCUUCCACCUGUCACCUGGAGGCUGACGGUCAGCCCACCUGUGAUAACUGCCCCCCCGGGUACACCGGCCGGAACUGUGAAAGAGAAGAGAAGCUGCCUGCAGACAGUUGUGACGACCCCUUCCUGGAGAAGCAGAUAGAGGGCCUGCUGCCUGUGGGAUGUGGAGCUGAAGCUGUGUUUAACUUCAGCUGGGAGAAACAGAUCUUCCCGUACGGCAGUGGAGAUGAUGAUGAGACCGCGGGAACAACCGUCCUCCCUUCACAGACUUUAUUUUCUGCCGCAAUCCACCACCGCACCACUCGUGAAACUAAAUCAACCGGGGUGGGCGAUGUCUCCGUCGCUCCCAACAGAUUAUCCCCCAGGAUCCCCACUCGCUUCACCCCCAGUCCAGAGAUCAGACACUCCAGCUUACAGCAGCUUCUGAGGAUGCACCUGAACACCUUCAACAAGCGUCUGAGCAUGCUGGAGAGCAACACGCUGGACAUGAAGGACAGCAUUCACCGCAUGGAGGACCAGCAGCUGCAGCUCAGCUCCAACCUGAGGGAGCUCAUCGCCAUCCAGUCGGUCGGGGAGAAGAACACGAAGGUAGGCGAACUGGAGAAGGGCUACACGGACAUGGACGCCCGUCUGAGCAGACUAGAGGGGCGUCUGGAGAUCCUGAUCGACGGCUUCACGGCGCUGGCUCAGGAGAUGAACAGGAUGAAACGAGCUAGACAUGUUUCUCGAUCAAUACCAGAAAAGAGGGAUCCGCCUUUACCGGCUACCCUCCUUCCUUUGUCGCUGUACCCAAUGCAUGGAGUUAAACCCACAGAACCACCGUUUACCAGCAGAGCCACGGUGCCGAAAAGCAUACCGACCCCAGGACUACCAGCAGACAAACCAAAUACUGCACGACAGAGAGUGAGGAAACUCAAAUCAGCAAGUAAAGCCUCGACAAGGACUACCCUGAGUAGACCUAGGACUACUUCACAAUCUGCAUCUAAAUCUAAAACUACAGUGAAGCCUAACACAAAGUUGACUGCAGGUAGGAGGUCCGCUGUGACCGCUAAACAAGUUCCAAGCCAAGCAAAACCAAAGCAAGUUAAAGGAGCGAUUACUACAUUUCAACUGGAGCCACCAUCUCACAAAGCAAAGCCCGAUCAGGCCAAACGAAAGGAUUCACCCCCCAUCAGACGCAACGGACGUCACAAGGCGUUUAGAUCCGAUGCACCGGUUCCCAAGAAGGUUCAGGAGCGUGGGAAGAGUCCGGAGGGCGAGUCAAAGAGGUCACACAACGGUGGGGAAAAGACGGAGGACAAUUCUUACAAGUUGGUUUCUCAAAAUACCAGGAAGAAAACGGCCUCAACCACGAAACCGACCACCACGAAGAAGACGUCCAACGCCACGGUGAAAAGGACGACUUCUUCUAAAACCAAGAAGAAGGCCAACACGACGGUCAAAAGGAAACCAACUCCUCCUAAAGCCAAAGCUGCCACUGCAAAGAGACUAACUAAGAAACCUGAGCAGAAGAAAAAGAAGACUAAAUCUCAACCUGGGGUUUUGGACCUCCUGCAGCUUUUACAGGGAAAUUACAAGUCAGGGAAGAAGGGGAGGAACCAGGACGGGUCUCUCCAUGUUGUCCUGGGAAGGCUGGCCAUUCCCAUCAGGAUCAUCCCCGACGACUAAGGAAUACUCCUCCAUCUGUAUAUAUCUCCUUAUAUUUAUGUUUUGUACUGCAACCUUGUAUUUUGAACUUAAUGAAGGGACUCCUUGGUGUUAUUGGAAAAGGGGCUUUCAAGAUAUUUAAUGCCACCCUGUUUAUUUUGAGGAGUUUUUUAUGAUGAACUGUUUCCCAGAAUCCUGCCAUGAAGAGAUCGCCGAUUGUCUUGUGUUUCAUUUGUUCGCAUUGGUGCUUUAUAUGCGUUGUCUGUUGUGUUAUGGCCAGACUACCUCAAGGUGGACACGUUCUUUUCUGCAUUUUUCUGUAAGCAAUAUGAACUGAAUAACUGUGUUAGUCCAGGUUUAAGAAGAACAUUCGUUAAAGGUUAUAUUUCCAAACAAAAUUAACAAUUGAACAUCCCGCUACUUGCUGCAAUACUAAAUGAAUGCAACCAUUGGAAAAGAUUGACAUUGAUGGUCCCCAGAGGACGAAUUCAUGUCCAAUACUUUCCUUUAUGCUAAACUAUGGUAUUUGUGAUCAAAUGCAUACCUUGGUCGCGCUAGAAGAAAAGGCACAUCUAAAAACAACUGGAUUCAUCUUCUGGGCCCAGGAGUUCAAAACUUUUAAUCCCUAUCUGAUCAGAUCAGAUUUGGAUUUUGGGGAGUUCAAAAC